UUGUCUUGUCAAAAAUAAAUUGCUUUCGAUUUUGCCGACUGUUUAGCUUUGUAGAAAAUGAAGUUAAUUAACUUUUCCUCGCUCGUAACCUUAAUAUUAGUUUUAGAUUAUGCAUCAGCUUUAUAUUUUCACAUAGCGGAAGGUGAAAGGAAAUGUUUUAUAGAAGAAAUCCCGGAUGACACGACUGUGAUCGUAAACUACAAAGUAGAGCUGUUCGACCCUCGCUCAGGCGGUUUCAUGCCUUCGUCACCUGGUAUUGGAAUGCAUGUGGAAGUUCGCGACCCCAAUGAUCGAGUGGUGCUUUCGCGAGUAUAUUCCUCUGAGGGAAUGAUCUCUUUUACUUCAACGACGCCUGGUGAACAUGUACUGUGCAUGUACUCAAAUAGCACCGCUUGGUUUAGUGGAUCACAGUUAAGAGUGCACUUAGAUAUCCAAGUUGGUGAGCAUGCGGUAGACUAUGCCAAUGUGGCACAGAAGGAUAAACUCAGUGAGCUACAGCUCAGGAUCAGACAGCUGUUGGAUCAAGUGCACCAGAUCACCAAGGAACAGAGCUAUCAGAGGCACCGUGAAGAAAGAUUCAGACAGACGUCAGAAAGCACAAACUCACGAGUUUUAUGGUGGAGUUUACUUCAAACUGGUGUUCUCGUAGCUAUUGGAUACUGGCAGAUGAGGCAUCUGAAGAGUUUCUUUGAGGCUAAGAAAUUAGUUUAGAUUGUAAAAUACAGUUUGUAAUGUAGACCUGCUAUAAUUCUUAAAAUAGCUGAUCUUUACAUGAGAGCAUGAAAUAUAUUUCUGUCAAAGAUAUCUAUAAUCAGUUCUAAAAUCCAAAGCCAAAUUGAAACCAAAAAGUACAGUCUGCAUGAGUCAUUUAUCCCCCUCAAUACUAUUAAUUUUUUUAACAUCAUAAAUUAUUCAUAUACAAUCUGUGAAAAAAGGAGACAGUACUUUUUAAUUGGACUUCAAAAAGGAUAUUUUUCUAACUUUACUAUUUUAAAUUUAUUUUAUAAAUUAUCUGUUUCGUUAUGAGUUAUAUGAUAUCUAAUUUUUAUGAAAAUGGAGAUAGCAGGUUUAUAUUUCAAUGCAGCAAUAAAAUAUAAUAGUCAUAACAAUUUUCUAUUUAUACAUAUUGAAAACAUUAAAUCCUUUGCCCAAAAAUGUAAGUUUAAAACACUUUUUUUAAUUACAUGGAUACUUUUGUUGUGAUUUACAUUUUUCAAUAAAAUUGUGAAAUA
Maniola jurtina (meadow brown) is the source of this 1232-nucleotide messenger RNA. It is a transcript of the gene eca, whose product is annotated as transmembrane emp24 domain-containing protein eca. Bases 58 to 711 code for a protein of 217 amino acids. NCBI's taxonomy places the organism in Eukaryota, Metazoa, Arthropoda, Insecta, Lepidoptera, Nymphalidae. The record is from RefSeq and is a predicted model, not a curated record. Gene Ontology annotation, cellular component: Golgi apparatus; endoplasmic reticulum; COPII-coated ER to Golgi transport vesicle. Gene Ontology annotation, biological process: endoplasmic reticulum to Golgi vesicle-mediated transport; intracellular protein transport; Golgi organization. The transcript is spliced from 4 exons.